GAAUUUCGCCAGAGGCACGUCGCUGAUAAGCUCACAUAAAUUAAUGAGGAGAGAUCUCUAUGUUGGGUUUCCCUCAGUUCUCUUUGAAUCGCGACGUCGAACAGUCGAUCGAUCUGUGUUCGUGAAAAAUUUAGACCUUCAAAAUGCAACUGAAAAGUGCGUGGAAAGUCUUGCUUCUUGGCCUUUUGGCCCUUCAGCAUUUGGAGAUCGCUUCUGGUUCACGAAUCUUGGCCGCCUUCUUCUUUCCUGGUAGGAGUCACUUUAUGAUGACCAAUGCCAUUAUCAGGGAGUUGGUGAAGCGGGGACAUGAGGUGACUUUCAUUACACCCUUCUCUCUGGCCAAGGAAAACUUGGGGUCGAAUUAUACGGAAAUUCUUAUAAAGCAAUACAAUUUUUGGCCCACAGUUAUGGGCAUGUCAGAUGUUAAAACCAUUCUGGAUAUGUCAGAUUUGUCAACUUUGACAUUCAUUAAAAUGGCCUAUGUCAUGGGUUUGGAGAGCACGGAGUUCGCCUUUGAACAGCCGGAAGUUUUGAAACUUAUCAACGCCAAGGACAAGGUCGGAAAAUAUGAUCUACUUCUGGUGGAGCAAUUUUUUAAUGAGGGUGCACUCUUUUUGGGUCAUCUUUAUCAAAUACCCACUGUAACAAUCUCGACCUUUGGGUUUGCCAACUACUUGAGUCCAUUAACCGGCAUUAUGUCUCCCUGGUCUUAUGUUCCCCAUGGAUGGAGACCCUACACAGAUCGUAUGUCUCUCAUGGAACGCAUUGACAGCGUCUUUAACUGCAUCACUGAUGACAUCAUGCGGGCUGUCUGGUAUUAUCCUGCCCAGGAUGCGAUCCUGAAGAAACACUUUGCCGAUAAGUUCGACACAAUACCAACUAUCAAAGAGCUAGAGCGAAAUAUCUCCGCUUUUCUUCUGAAUUCUUAUAUGCCUCUGGAAACCCCAAGACCCAUCUCAUUCAAUAUGAUCCAAGUUGGAGGACUUCACAUUGAAAAGCCGAAGCCUUUGCCUAAUGAGUUGCAACAGUUCUUGGAUGGAGCCAAACAUGGAGCUAUUUACUUCAGUCUGGGUUCCCAAGUGCGCAGCGCGGAUUUUCCACCGGAAAAGCUGAAGAUUUUCCUCGACGUAUUCGGCAGCCUAAAGCAGCGAAUUUUGUGGAAGUUUGAGGAUGAAAAGUUGCCCAAUCUUCCCGCGAAUGUUAUGGUCCAAAAGUGGAUGCCUCAGAGUGACAUCUUGGCCCAUCCGAAUGUCAAAGUAUUCAUCUCUCAUGGUGGUCUCUUUGGCACCCAGGAGGCAGUACAUUAUGGAGUUCCUGUGCUCGGCAUGCCCGUCUAUGGAGAUCAACAGUUGAAUAUAAAGAAGGGCCAGGUUGCUGGAUUUGCUCUAGGUGUUAAUUAUCGCACAGUUACGGAGGAGGAACUGAGAUAUUCCCUGACUGAGCUCCUGGAGAAUCCCAAGUACAGAGACAACAUGAAACAAGCCUCUAAAAUCUUCCGGAAUCGACCCCUGGAUGCCAUGGAUACGGCCAUGUUCUGGAUCGAUUAUGUUAUCGAGCAUCGUGGAGCGCCUCAUAUGGUAUCAGCUGGGUUGGAUCUGCCCUGGUAUCAGUUCUAUUUGCUGGACAUCAUUGCCAUUGCUCUGGCUUUAAUACUAUUGCCGAUUUUUGGACUGUGCUUGAUCUGUCGCAAGGGAAAAUCUGUGAAAAGUCCCAAGACAAAAUCCAAACGAAACUGAAGAAAACUCAACUCAAAACAGU
Drosophila innubila is the source of this 1758-nucleotide messenger RNA. RefSeq names its product UDP-glucuronosyltransferase 2C1 (gene Ugt49B1). Gene Ontology annotation, molecular function: UDP-glycosyltransferase activity. The record is from RefSeq and is a predicted model, not a curated record. The transcript is spliced from 4 exons. Lineage: Eukaryota; Metazoa; Arthropoda; Insecta; Diptera; Drosophilidae. Bases 144 to 1736 code for a protein of 530 amino acids.